Molecule: messenger RNA, 7103 nt
Organism: Oncorhynchus keta (chum salmon)
Lineage: Eukaryota; Metazoa; Chordata; Actinopteri; Salmoniformes; Salmonidae
Product: sodium-dependent noradrenaline transporter-like
Exons: 15
Coding region: 2808-4688 (626 amino acids)
Biological process (GO): sodium ion transmembrane transport; dopamine uptake involved in synaptic transmission
Cellular component (GO): neuron projection; presynaptic membrane; neuronal cell body membrane
Molecular function (GO): dopamine:sodium symporter activity; norepinephrine:sodium symporter activity
Source: RefSeq, a predicted model, not a curated record
UACGUUACAGCCUUAUUCUUAAAUAUAUACAAUUAUGUUUUCCCUUCAUCAAUUAACACACAAUACACCAUAAUGAAAAGGCUAAAACAGUUUUGAAUUUUUUUGUUGUUGCAGAAAAACAAUGUAAAAAUGACUGAAAUACUUUAAUUACAUAAGUAUUCAGACCCUUUGCUAUGAUACUCAAAUUGAGCUCCGGUGCAUUCUGUUUCCAUUGAUCAUCCUUGAGAUGUUUCUACAACUUGAACUCCACCUGUGGUAAAUUCAAUUGUUUGGACAUGAUUUGGAAAGGCACACACAUGUCUAUAUAAGGUCCGACAGUUGGCAGUGCAUAUCAGAGCAAAAACCAAGCCAUGAGAUCGAAGGAAUUGUCCGUAGAGUUCUGAGACAGGAUUGUGUCGAGGCACAGAUCUGGGGAAGGGUACCAAAACAACUCUGCAAACAAUUGAAGGUCCCCAAGAACACGGUGGCCUCCAUCAAUGUAAGAAGUUUGGACCCACCAAGACUCUUCCUAGAGCUGACCACCUGGCCAAACUGAGCAAUCAGGGGAGAAGGGCCUUGGUCAGGGAGGUGACCAAGAACCCGAUGGUCACUCUGACAGAGCUCCAGAGUUCCUCUGUGGAGAUGGGAUAACCUUCCAGAAGGACAACCAUCUCUCCAGCACUCCACCAAUCACGCCAGACGGAAGCCGCUCCUCAGUAAAAGGCACAUGACAGUCUGCUUGGAGUUUGCCAAAAUACACCUAAAUGACUCUCAGACCAUGAGAAAGAAGAUUCUCUGGUUUGUUGAAACCAAGAUUGAACUCUUUAGCCUGAAUGUCAAGUGUCACGUCUGGAGGAAACCUGGCACCAUCCCUAUGGUGAAGCGUGGGGGUGGUAGCAUCAUCAUGUGUUGAUGUUUUUCAGCGGCAGGGACUGAGAGACUAGUCAGGAUCAAGGGAAAGAUGAACGGAACAAAGUACUGAGAGACCCUUGAUGAAAACCUUCUCCACAGUGCUCAGCACCUCAGACUGGGGCGAUGGUUCACCUUCCAAAAGGACAAUGACCCUAAGCACACAGCCUAGACAGUGUAGGACUGGCUUCAGGAAUGUCCUUGAGUGGCCCGAUCAAAAAUCUCUGGAGAGACCUGAAAAUAGCUGUGCAGCGACGCUCCCCAUCCAACCUGACAGAGCUUGAGAGGAUCUGCAGAGAAGAAUGGGAGAAACUCCCCAAAUACAGGUGUGCCAAGCUUGUAGCGUCCUACCCAAGAAGACUCAAGGCUAUAAUCGCUGCCAAAGGUGCUUCAACAAAAAGGGUAAAGGGUCUGAAUACUUAUGCAAAUGUGAUUUUUCAGUUUUUAUUUUACAUUUGCAAAAAAAACAAUAAUCCUGUCUGAAUACUUUCCGAAUGCACUGUAUAUACAAAAGUACGUUUGACAAUUAGUGGAAUUAGUGGAUUCGGCAAUUUUAGCCACACCCAUUGCUGACAGGUGUAUAAAAUCAAGCACACAGCCUUGCAAUUUCCAUAGACAAACAUUGGCAGUAGAAUGGCCUUAAUAAAUAGCUCAGUGACUUUCAACGUAGCACCGUCAUAGGAUGCCACCUUUUCAACAAGUCAGUUUGUCAAAUGUCUGCCCUGCUGGAGCUGCCCUAGUCAACUGUAAGUGCUGUUAUUGUGAAGUCGAAAUGGUGUAAAGCUCACUGCCAUUGGACUCUGGAGCAGUGGAAACACGUUCUCUGGAGUGAUGAAUCACACUUCACCAUAUGGCAGUCCAACGGUUGAAUCUGGGUUUGGCAGAUGCCAGGAGAACGCUACCUACCCCAAUGCGUAGUAAAGUUAGGUGGGGAAGGAAUAAUGGAAAAAACAUGUUUUCAUGGUUCGCAGUAGGCCCCUUAGUUGCAUUAAAGGGAAAUCUUAACACUACAGCAUACAAUGACAUUCAGAUGGUUCUGUGCUUCCAGCUUUGUGGCAACAGUUUGGGGAAAGCCCUUUCCUGUUUCAGCAUGACAAUGCCCCUGUGCACAAAGUGAGGUUCAUACAGAAAUAGUUUGUCGAGAUCGGUGUGGAAGAACUUGACUGGCCUGCAUAGAAGCCCUAAAAUGAAUCUCAUCGAACACCUUUGGGAUGAAUUGGAACACAGACUGCGAGCCAAGCCUAAUCGCCCAACAUCAGUGCCUGACCUUACUAAUGCUCUUGUGGCUGAAUGGAAGCAAGUCCCUGCAGCAAUGUCCCAACAUUUAGUGGAAAGCCUUCCCAGAAGAGUGGAGGCUGUCAUAGCAGCAAAACUGGGACCAACUCCAUAUUAAUGCCCAUGAUUUUGGAGUAAGAUGUUUGAUGAGCGGGUGUCCACAUACUUUUGGCCACGUAGUGUAUAUUCCUUUAGGACUGGUGCUGCGAGGUAUAUUCCUUUAGGACUGGUUUGGCGAGGUGAGACCACGGACGCAUGUUGGCACGCACUUCACAACAGUGACAACAGCGUGCCAAGAAAGAUCCAACAUGAAGUGAGGGGGGGAGGAGCAGAAAGAACAUGUUCAAUUAUAAAAAAUCAUGUGGAGAGAGAGAGAGGACCUGAUUUAAAAGCUCUGAAUGUAUAUCGUCUAUCUCUCAUGAGAAGGCGAGUCUUAAAGUUCCAUCAGAAUGGGCAGUCUAUCCUCAGACGCAGCAGGACGACAGCAGCAACGGAUCAUGGAGAGGUGUCCGUAGCUUCACAACGGGACUCCCAUCGUCGUCACGGUCCACUGCUGCGCGAGCAUCACCUCCGCCACGGAUACUUCCUCCGUGAGGUGAGAGCACAAGGCCGUCGGCGAGCUGCACACCGACACCGGAGAAAAAAUGAACAUCCAGGUCCUGCCAGACCACAAGCUGUCAUCAGUGGCCCCGCUGAAACCCUGCAAUGUGGAGAAGAAGGAGGUGGAACUGAUAUUGGUGAAGGACCAAAAUGGGGUCCAGUAUACCAGUUCGACCAUCAUGCCCACCCCCAGCACGCACGGCACCCCCUGCACCGCUGAGGAGCUGGAGGAGAGGGAAACAUGGGGAAAGAAAAUAGACUUUCUCCUAUCCGUCAUAGGCUUCGCAGUGGACUUGGCCAAUGUCUGGAGAUUCCCUUACCUCUGCUACAAGAAUGGAGGUGGUGCCUUUCUAAUCCCCUACAUUCUGUUCCUGGUGAUUGCUGGGAUGCCUCUGUUCUAUAUGGAACUAGCCCUGGGACAGUACAAUAGGGAAGGAGCUGCUACAGUCUGGAAGAUCUGCCCUGUCUUUAAAGGUGUGGGCUACACUGUGAUCAUCAUAGCGUUGUAUGUGGGUUUCUACUACAACGUCAUCAUAGCCUGGUCCCUAUACUACCUGUUCUCCUCUAUGACCAGUGAGCUGCCCUGGCUCCAUUGUGGCAACGCCUGGAACAGUCCGAACUGCACAGACCCCAAGCUACUAAACGGAUCCUUCCUGGGCAAUGGGACGUCUUAUGCCAAGUACAAGAUGACGCCGGCUGCAGAGUUCUAUGAGCGUGGCGUACUCCACCUCCAUGAGAGCAGGGGGAUCCAGGACCUGGGCAUGCCUCGCUGGGAGCUGGUCCUCUGUCUGGUGGCUGUGGUCUUUCUACUCUACUUCAGUCUCUGGAAGGGUGUCAAGUCCUCCGGCAAGGUGGUGUACAUCACGGCCACCAUGCCCUAUGUGGUGCUGUUCGUCCUGCUGAUCAGAGGCAUCACUCUGCCAGGGGCUAUGGACGGCAUACGGGCCUACCUCCACAUCGACUUUAAACAACUCAACGACCCCAAGGUGUGGAUUGAUGCUGCUACCCAGAUCUUCUACUCAUUGGGAGCUGGCUUUGGAGUGCUCAUUGCAUUUGCCAGCUACAAUAAAUUUGACAACAACUGUUACAGGGAUGCUAUCCUGACCAGUACAGUGAACUGUGUCACCAGCUUUUUUUCAGGUUUCGCCAUUUUCUCUGUGCUCGGCUACAUGGCCUACAAACACGGAGUCAGGAUAGAGGACGUGGCCACUGAAGGUGCAGGACUGGUGUUCAUCAUCUAUCCUGAGGCCAUCUCCACCCUGCCUGGAUCUACCUUCUGGGCCAUAGUAUUCUUCAUCAUGCUGCUGACUCUGGGCAUCGACAGCUCUAUGGGCGGUAUGGAGGCAGUCAUCACAGGACUGUCAGACGACUUCAAGAUCCUGAAGAGGAACAGGAAGCUGUUCACCUUCGCCACGGCAUUCGGAACCUUCCUUGUCGCGCUCUUCUGCAUCACUAAUGGAGGUAUAUAUGUGCUGACUUUGUUGGAUAACUACGCGGCGGGGACCUCCAUCUUGUUUGGGGUGCUGAUUGAGGCCAUUGGGGUGUCCUGGUUCUACGGCGUAGACCGCUUCAGUGAGGAUAUCGAGCGCAUGAUGGGCUUCAAGCCAGGUCUCUACUGGAGGCUGUGCUGGAAGUUUGUCAGCCCCACCUUCCUACUGGUCGUGGUGAUAGCCAGCAUCGUGACGUCCACGGGCCUGAGUUAUGAUGACUAUGUCUUUCCUUCAUGGUCCAAUGUGAUUGGCUGGGGCGUAGCUCUGUCCUCCAUGAUGUUUGUGCCCAUCUACGCCAUCUACAAGUUCCUCAGUAUGCCAGGGACAUUCAAACAGAGGAUCGCCUACUGCAUCACACCAGAACACGAACAUCAUCUGGUGGCGGAGGGAGCUACCAUCAGACAGUUCACGCUCAAGCACUGGUUGGCUAUCUGACAACCUGAUGUCACCCAACCUUCCCCACUACUCACAAUUCCGGGGUGUUGGAGUCAUUGUGUUUCGACGGCAGAUGUUCCUGCUGCUGAGCCUCCUGCUACUGGAGGAUGGACAGGGAUAACGCCAUGCUCCUUUCUGCCUCUCUGUGUUCUGUUGGUUCUGACCCAACCUGCGACCUGCCAUCCCCUCUUUCCCACUCGGCCCCUCAUCUCCCUCUCUCUCUCUGUGAAGUGACUACAGAUUCUCUCAUCAACCUCUGCCUACAGAGUCAACUCAGUAUCCUCCAUGUUUUUGCUUUUGAAGUAUCUUUUUAUUGAAAACUUUUUACCAUGUGACAUCGUCAUCGUGGUCAUUUUUUAAACGUGUAUACAACUCAUAUAAGAUGGAGACAUUCCAUGCAGAGCAUGUACAGGUGUUUUCUGUGUUCAUUAGUUAUACAUGGGUUAGACACUUAAACCAAGUCAAAAAGUACCAAAUGACCACUUCUGUCAUCAUGUAUGCUCUAGGCAGGGGGAGACAAACAUGACUCACAUUGCUUUUUAUUUUCUUGAUUCUUUUCAAAGAGGCCCCUCAAGCUUUUAGGUGAAUGAGAAAGGGAAGACAUCUAGUUUCAGUGCCCUCUUUGUAUGUCUGACUGAGUAGGUCCCCAGUCACUACUCUAGAUAACAGCAGCUCAACUGUGUCAGUGCCUUAUCGAGCUAGACACUUCCCAACCUGUCAAUGUUUUCAUUGGUCCAUACAGAAAGGUAAAUGUUUUCAUUGGUCCAUACAGAAAUGUUUUGCCCGACGACUCAGGAAUCCUCCUGCAGAUCAGAGCUCGUGGAUGAUAGAUACACUUCAUGGUUACCAACAUACAUUAUUAAUUCAGUUCGAAUGACAAUGUCCUUUAGAUAUUCAUCUUACAGCAGUAGAGGUUUUCCCAGUUGCCUUCUCCAUCUUUUGAAACCUACCUGAAACAGAUCUGAAGCUUUUGUCACCUGUCUCACAGAAAAGGGAACAAUUUAUGUUGAGACUCAGAAGUGUUUUGUCUUGCAAGUGGUCGUCCUUAUGCUUUACACAUGGCCUUUACACAGAGCAGAGGUCUACAUUGUCCUGCUAUGGUUACUAAUGGUACUGUGUGUACCAACUUUAAUGUGUUGCAUAGUACGAGCAUCCUCUUCAGAGAGGCUUGUGCCCUUGAUCCAAUGAUUUGCCUUCGCCGUGCUGGUGGAUAAACAGUAGUAUUAAACAGUGGGGAAGAGACACAAAGGGAGGCUUUGAUUAAAUGAAGUUUAAUCCAGCACUUGAAAGAAGUUUUUAACAGAAGUACUUGUUUCAGUUUUCUAUGGAGAGGUAAGCACUCUUAGUGUUUUAGGGAACGUUUUCAGGCAUGCAAGAAAUGCCCUGUUUUAUCAAAAGCUUAACUGACUUACAGCACUAACACAGGUAGACUCAACAAAACAAGUGAUUUCUUUACUUUUUAUACAAUGUUCUCUUUGUUAUGUUGCAUCUUUCCAAUGCAUUGUUUUGUGGUCCAUAUGGGUGAGGGAAAUCAGGAGCUUCUCCUUCAAAGAGUGUGUGUGUGUGUGUGUGUGUGUGUGUGUGUGUGUGUGUGUGUGUGUGUGUGUGUGUGUGUGUGUGUGUGUGUGUGUGUGUGUGUGUGUGUGUGUGUGUGUGUGUGUGUGUGUGUGUGUGUGUGUGUGUGUGUGUGUGUGUGUGUGUGUGUGUGUGUGUGUGUGUGUGUGUGUGUGUGUGUGUAAUGAUAGCUAGUGUAUUUUAAGUUUGAAAUGCCUCAUUCAUUGUACAAUGAUUGUUGUGUUAAAUCAUUUAUGGUGUAUUUAUAUGUUACAUUGUCUGUCGAAGCCUAUUUUUUGUCAAGCUUGACAAUUCACCACCAAGGAAGUGCCAAACUGUUCACCCCUUUUUUUAGAGAUGUUUUUGUCUUUCGUUUUUGUUUUGUUCUGUUUCUCUUUUCUGUUUCUUUAUUUAUUCAAAUGGAGUUGAAAUGUAAUUUAAAUGUUCUUAUUGUGAAAUAACAUUAAUGGCAGGAAGCAAGCCACACACAAAAAUUAUAUUGUAUGUGGAGUAUAAGACAUUGAAAAAUAUAUAAAUAUAUUCUUUUGUUAUAUAUCUAAUCUUGUAUUUAUCAAAUUGUUUAUAAACGAAACGUGAAUGUAAAGUAUUUUAAACGUAACUGUCCACUGUUACUGUUAUAUCAUUGUGUUUGAUGUAGGUAAGAUGAAUCUAUUUACAGAUGUGUUCUCCAGUGUAACCGGGGUAACUUUGCAACGUGACUGUAGAACCCUGGCAUUACCUGAGCUACGUUUACAGAACACUGUGUACAAUACAAAAGUCCUGUUGAACGUGAGUGACAACUAUCUAUGAAGAAGUCAAAAUAUGCACACUAUUAUAAUAAAGAGUUAUUCUACACACACA